GUUAUUUCUACUUGAUGCAGGUAGCGGACCGAUCCAAGUGACAGUAGUGUUACGAUACCGUACGGGUAAAGAGACGAGGAUAGAUACACUGUCGGAGUUUCCACACACGUUCCGUGUCAAUGUUCCUGGACUUCAGCAAAAAUGUCUAAUUUGAAAGAAUCUCUUGUGCUGGAACAGUUAUUUCUCUCGGUAUGCCGAAGAGGAGACAAGAAAGAGAUCCUCGCUGCACUAGAAAAACGGAGUCUGUUCGAUGUAAACUGCGUCGACGCUGAUGGGAAAUCGGCAUUGGUGAUAGCGGUGGAGUCCGCUCAAACAGACGUAGUGGAGUUACUUGCCUACCACCCAGCUAUCAAACAUGGCGACGCGUUGCUACGCGCCGUUGACAACCACCUGUUACCGGAAGUUAAAGUACUCUGUGAGAGUUUGAAACACAGAAAUCUGCUGCUCAGUGGACUAUACUGCAGAGCAUCAAAUUCAGACUUCCAUCCUUACGUCACACCCGUCGUCUUAGCAGCGCAUUAUAACAAUUACGAUAUACUGAAACUAUUGACCAUAGAAUACGGCGCUAGGGUACCGAACCCUUCAGAUUUAGCAUCACCGAAAGACGAGUCAACAUUAGAGCAUUCCGUUGGUUCUCUCCAACUAUACAAGGCAUUGACCAGUGAGGUUUACAUGAGUCUCACACAGGAAGAUCCCAUCGAAUACGCUUUUAAACUGUGCCAUAAAAUGAGACAACUUAGUAUGCUCAAUUUCGAAUUUCGAUUCGAGUACGAGGAAUUCGCCGAUAAAUGUGAAACGUAUGCGGCCGACAUUCUUGGGUCUGUGCAAUCGACGGAGGAGCAGACCGUGGUACUGACGCAUCAGUCUGAUUAUUCUGGCAGUGGUAGCAUUAACGGUCACAACAUGACCACGGAUGACGAGCUAGUGGUGCCAUAUAAGGUCAAAAGGGCGAUAGACUAUGACCAAAAGAAAUUUGUUGCGCAUGCUCACUGUCAACAUCGAUUGGUUGAAGUUUGGUAUAAAGGACUCACCAAUUGGAGAAAUCAGGGUAGCAUGAAAUCCCUGAUAUUCUCUCUCAUCAUGAUGUUCUUUUACCCAGUGAUCAGUAUUUGUUAUAUUUUGCACCCCUCCGCUAGACCGGGAAAUCUUCUCAAGAUCCCCUAUGUCAAGUUCUUAUGUAGCGUAGCUUCCAUGCUAACAUUCCUCUUACUGCUGUGCCUUCAGAGUUUCCAGCUACGCUACACGUUAGUGGAACUGUUUUUAAUUGGCUUGAGUGACGAGAAACCAGUGACCACGUCGGCUGAACAGUUUCUAUUUUCCAUUGUGGAGAUUCAAAUAGUGCUUUUCAUAGUAGCCUACACGUGGAAGCACAUCCGUGAGUUACAAGUUGGAGGAUAUCGGGUAUUGAAAUACAAUGCCCAGGGAAAGCUUUAUGACUACUUUAAUUUAACACUAUAUUGGGUAUGGCUUAUGCUUCGUAUUUCACUUGUAAUUCAGAUUUACCUUGGAAAACCAGACACCUCGUCCGUUUUGGGUGAGCGUAAUAAUGACACUACAGUCAGUGAAUUUGACGUUGGGACAUGCCCCACGACAUGGGAGAGCGAAGAUCUAUCCUGUUUGAACAGUAAACUAGACCACGUGAUGCAGCAACAGGAAAACUUAAACACAAACAUCACAGCUGUCAUAAAAGAUCUAGAGGAGAAGUUACAACUUCAAGGAGGAGGAGAUGAUGGUAUUACUGUUGCAAGGAGGCGCAAACGAUCCAACGUCGCUGCUAGGCUCAUGGGAAGCUCGGCCUCAUUGGAUCACUCUCCGUCGUUCGAGCUGACCGAGCUCCAACAAUUCUCUGUGGUCCAGACGGUGAUAUUUGGCGAAGCACUCAUUGCUUUAGCCAAGACGAUGAGUUUUCUCAGCCUCGUUCGCAUAACUGUUGUGCACAUAUUAGUUGGGCCAAUGCAAAUAUCAUUUGGUCGAAUGGGGACAGAUAUCAUUAAGUUUCUGUCGAUUUUUAUAUUAGUACUGAUGGCGUUUUCCGUUGGAAUGCACCAGGUGUACCAUUUUGGUUCGUACAUGUCGAUGGUUCAAAGCUGUCUGGACAGCGGGGAACCAUCAUGCGCAGACCAGAGUGAAUCGGUUACAGGAGUUCUCCAGUCCGUGACCGCUUUGUUUUGGACAUUGUUUGGCUUAUCGGAUAUGUCAUCUUUUCGAAAUUCGGAUGAUGAGCACUGGUUUACUGAUUUAAUGGGAUACAUGCUAUUUGCUCUUUACAACUCUGUAGCUAUUAUAGUCCUCCUUAAUAUACUGAUAGCAAUGAUGAGUAACACCUAUACCCGCAUUGAGGAAGACGCCGAUACACAUUGGAAGUACUCCAGAUCUACUUUGUGGAUAAGCUUUUACGACUCCAGUGCAGCUUUAGCGCCACCGUUUAACAUUUUACCCUCAAUAGAGUCUCUGCGGAAUUGUAAAAGAAAGAGGGCGUUUGCAAAAGCUAAGAAGAAUGGUAUUAAGACAGUUGACAGCAAGGGUGUAACGUAUGCGACACUGAUGAAGGAACUCGGACAUCGAUAUAUCUUCAGCAAAAUUAAGGAGGAUGACGAUAAACCUGAUCCAUUAAUCAUGCAACUCAAACGUGAUCUGUCAGGUCUUCGAAGUGAGACUAAAGAAACACUUUCCGGCAUGGGGAACGUUAUGAAGGAACUGGCCGGAGAAGAAGUAGAAGAAGAGGAGACUGAAAUGGAACGCAUGUUAAAUAGAGCAGAGCAAUACGGACCAAUCGGAAUGCGGUCUUUCAAAGACCCGGCCAAUGUGUGCGAUGCUACUAGUGACUGCCUUCCGUACGUCGACGACAGCGCGCAUAGUACCCCCCGUCGCGUGCAGAAUCACGUGAAUCCGGCUACUAUCGUUUAG
This is a messenger RNA of Saccoglossus kowalevskii, 2907 nucleotides long. RefSeq names its product short transient receptor potential channel 5-like. Gene Ontology annotation, molecular function: inositol 1,4,5 trisphosphate binding; store-operated calcium channel activity. Gene Ontology annotation, cellular component: cation channel complex; plasma membrane. NCBI's taxonomy places the organism in Eukaryota, Metazoa, Hemichordata, Enteropneusta, Harrimaniidae. Gene Ontology annotation, biological process: regulation of cytosolic calcium ion concentration; calcium ion transmembrane transport. The record is from RefSeq and is a predicted model, not a curated record.